Messenger RNA from Monodelphis domestica (gray short-tailed opossum), 2517 nucleotides. RefSeq lists its product as uncharacterized. Gene Ontology annotation, molecular function: RNA polymerase II cis-regulatory region sequence-specific DNA binding; DNA-binding transcription factor activity, RNA polymerase II-specific. Gene Ontology annotation, biological process: regulation of transcription by RNA polymerase II. Lineage: Eukaryota; Metazoa; Chordata; Mammalia; Didelphimorphia; Didelphidae. The record is from RefSeq and is a predicted model, not a curated record.
CUUGGAACUUGGGACUCGCUGGAGCAUGCGCAAAAGCUACCCCGGGCCUCCGCACUGGGUUUCCCAGAAGCCUUUGCAGCCCAGGCGGCGGGAGGGAGCGGCCCACGCGGGGCUUCCUUUCUUCUCGGUUUUUGUGUCUUCGCGCUGUUGGCGGCUGCCCUGGAUCUGCUCGGGCUUUAGCUCGGUGCCGCCGCCAAGGCUGGGCAGCGGGGAAGCCGCCACUGAGAGAGGGUCUGAGACUCAAUCAGCGGUGCCGUCCUGCCCUGAUUCUUCCCUCCCUCGUGUCUUUCCUCACUCCGGUUCUGGGGAGCGUAUGCUUCUCUAGAUCGGCCCCAUAAGGUGAAGGAUGGACGCAUUUCAGCAGUCAGUCAACAAAUCUGGAAGGAGUGUAUUUUUGUCAGAAUAUGAUUUCCCCCCUGAGGACCGCUUUAGCUACAUCUCAGAAAUUUUGCCCAGGGCUCUAGCCUGUCCAGGUGCUUUAGGAUCCUGACUUCAUCCCCUGUCAUGGUGCUAUGGAGAUUUGAUGGGCACACCAGCUACCACGCCCUUUAUCCAAGCCAUUGAUGAAACAAUGUUAAAUGGCGCAGGACCACGUCCAGCCUCUGAGGCCCUCCACUGGACACCGUCUGCCAUGUGGGCAUUGAAACAUGAGUUCUUUGAGUCCAGCUAACCAACCAGUUCUGAAUCCUUCAAGUUGUGUCAUUAUCUAAUCUACAUGGCUCCAUCUUCUCCACAAGUAUAGUAUAAGACCUUUUACGAAAAGCCUGGCUCAAAAUCUAGGGCUGACUCAGGCUGAAGAUUCUGUUUCAGAAGCAUUGAGCAGAACCAUGGCCUUUGUCCUCCUGCCUCCCAGGGCUCACCAGGAACUGGUGACAUUCAAGGAUGUGGCUGUUGACUUCACCCCAGAGGAGUGGGGGCACCUGCACCCUUCUCAGAAGGAGCUGUACAGGGACGUGAUGCUGGAGAACUACCAGAACCUGGUCUGGCUGGGGCUUGCGGUUUCCAAACCAGAUAUGAUUUACCAGUUGGAGCAAGUGGAAGGCUCUUGGGUGUCUGAGAGAGAAGUGCCAGCAAUCUGCUGUCCAGAUUUUGAGACUAGACUUGAAACCAAGCUGGCCACUUCAAAGCUGGACAUUUCUUUGGAAGUAUCAUCCCAGGAAAAAGUCUUCAGGGAUGACUCUUGUAUCUCCAAAUUGCGAGAAGCCUUUGAAUAUGAUACCUGGCUGGAAAGCCAGCAGAACAAUGAGGAGAAACCUUACGAAUGUAAUGAAUGUGGGAAGUCUUUCCACCAGAUAACACAACUUUGGCAGCCUCAGAAUAUUCAUACUGGAGAGAGACCUUAUGUAUGUAAGGAUUGUGGGAAAGCCUUCCGCCAUCGUCCAGCUCUUACUCAACACUGGAAGAUUCAUACUGGAGAGAAACCGUAUAUAUGUACAGAAUGUGGGAAGGCCUUUCAUCAGCGGGCAGGACUUACUCAACAUCAGAAAACUCAUACUAGAGAGAAACCUUACAUGUGUAAGGAAUGUGGGAAGGCCUUUCACCAGAGCACAGCUCUCACUCUGCAUCAGAGAGUUCAUACUGGAGAGAAACCUUAUGAAUGUAUGGAAUGUGGGAAGGCCUUCCAUCAAAGGACAGGACUUAAUCAACAUCAGAAAAUUCAUACUGGAGAGAAAACUUACGUAUGUAAUGAAUGUGGAAAGGCCUUCCACCAGAGCCCAACUCUUACUCGACAUCGGAGGAUUCAUACUGGAGAGAAACCUCAUGUAUGUAAGGUAUGUGGGAAGGCCUUCCACCAGAGCACAGCACUUACUCAACAUCAAAGGAUCCAUACUGGAGAGAGACCUUAUGAAUGUACUAAAUGUGGGAAAUCCUUCAACUGCAACUCCUACCUUAUUUCCCAUUACAGAAUUCAUAUUGAUGACAGACCAUAUGAAUGUAAGGAAUGUGGAAAGGCCUUCCGCCGGAGCACACAGCUUACUAGACAUCGGAGAAUUCAUACUGGUGAGAAGCCUUAUGAAUGUAAUGAAUGUGGCAAAGCCUUCUAUCGACGGUCAGGACUUACAGGACAUCAGAAAAUCCAUACUCGAGAAAAAUCUUGUGGAAUCAAAUGAAUGUAGAAAGCUUCCAGAACGCAGCACUUAACUUCAAUCAGAUACUGGGGAGAAAUAGAAAUAUAACAAAUGUGAGAAUGCCUUCUGUCACAUAAUAGGAUUGAACUGACAUCUGGGAAUCCAGACCUAAAAAGGGGGAAUAUUGUGGGAAAGCCUUCCUCAACUUACUCUGUACCAAAGGAAUUACACUGGAAAGAAACCUUAGGAAUGCAAAGCAUGUAUGAAAGGGCAUUAAUUUUUCUGAAAGAUUUAGAAUCAAACUAAAAAAGAACCCAAUAGGAAAGGGAAACUCCAAGUUGCUCCAAUAGCUUUUUCUUAUUUUUUUUAAAGGAAGACGACAAAACUAUUUAUUGAUCACUGUUCACCAGUAUUUGCAAUAAACUAAAUAAUAUACAGUUGUAUAACA